AUGGAGAUCACCAAAGACAUGAUGUCAGUGUCAGCACCCGCCUCCUCACUGUCACGGCCGGAUGGAGGUAGAACUCAGUGUUCCGUCGGCGCAGACAGAUCUACAGGUAAACAUUGUGGAGCAUUCAGCUGUGAUGGCUGCACGGGCUUCUUCAGGAGGAGCGUUCACAAGAACCACACUUACAACUGGGUUCAUUCCCACCUUGCAGCAUGCACCGAGAACUCACAUAAUGCAUUGCUGCUCUCAGUUCCUUUGGUCUCACCUAGGAGUCAUGACAUCAACACCAAGAAGGCUGCGUUGGGGGACGUGUUGGAGUCCAUGAAGCAGCAACUCCUCCUGCUGGUGGAAUGCACACAACACAUCCUUUUCACAAGUGCAUCCACUGCCUUUUCUUUACAGUGCAUGCUCUGUUCCUUAGUGUGUCCUCUUAUUUUUGUCUUGCAGACUGACUGUCUGGGUUUGGAGAGUCCGAAGAUGGUUUGACAUCUGUGUCUACAGGUCCGUCUGCUGCCAGGAGAAGCAACCCGGGGGAGGUUUGAGCUCGUGCUGAUCCGGCCUCCCCUGCAGAGUGUGGCCUGGCAGAUGUUGGAGACUCUCCACUCACCACAGCUGCUGUGUGAAGCCAGAAUGCACAACCUGGUGUGGGGAAAGCUGAUGGGAGAGGGCGGAGGACAGACAUUGACAUUUAAGUUCAGUUAGUUAAUAACCUCUCACUCACAUUAUGGUCAGCUUCUCCUCCUCGUUCAGGAGGUCCUGAACUCAACAACAGCUAAAUGAGCAAAGAGCUUCACCUACAAGUGUCGUCUUCCCCCCCCCCCCCCGAUAUUUCAACAUGUGAGCACUCACAAAACCUACAUCACAACGGUUUUGAGCAUGCAUUAGAAUAGUCCAACUCGGUCCUACCAUCAAAAUGACAAAUCUGUUCAGUUCAGUAUCUGGAGGGUUUCACCUGUUUCCAUGAAAUGUAAAUGUAUCCACAGACACUGACCUCUCAUGUGCUAAAUGCCAUUGCUGAUGUCUGUGUAGCGCACAGCUCUUUCAAGUGGCUUGCCUGCUGCCACCACAGACUGGCACGAGAGUGUACAGACAUGCUGAUGCUGCCAGAGUGCCCACAGCAUACCAGAGGCACCUGUCCACACCAAGAAAUAUCUCAAGAGGAACAACUUAACCAAGAAGUGAAGGAGUGUUAUGAGCUUGAGACAGAACAUAGACACAGACACAGACAGCCACACGUUACAUGAACAAAAGUGUUUUGUUAACUCGGACCCACAAGAGUGAUGCUAUAAUCAUUUUUCAUUUAAUAAGGCAUUUUUGUAUCUAAUAUAGUUCCUUCGUCUGUAAUUGGACAUCAACAUUUUUUUCUUGAAUUUUCUAUAGAAACAGGCUGGUGGACAGUGGCAGCUGGUGAAUUUUUUUGGGGGGGUGCGCAGUUGGGCGACGCGGUUUAAAUAGCACUCAACAAUGAGAAGAAGAGGUUUUGAGUAGAAUAUUGUAAAAACAAAGCUUUAUUUCAAGAACACAGUGUGCUCAACACUGUCCAACAACAACUAUCAACACACUGUAACUUUGGGCAUGAGAGGUUCAGAGCAGCUUUAAGAAACAUUGGGUUGGGUUUCAGAGGUUUGCAAAAUAAAAGAGUUUCACCCUCACAUGAAAGAGGUUCAGAGCAGAAUAGAGUCAGAAAGAGAUGCAGCACAUGUUACAUUGGGUGUUUGACAGAGUAGACCCACUACUGUAAAGACAAGUAGCCUCCUCUCUUUAAAGUUGGCAAACUUCUCAAUAACUCUCUGGUUAAAGUCAAUCAUGUCUGUAAACAGCCUGUUUCCAUUAUUCUUGAGGGAAUGUGUCUGUUUUUCAGAACUUCUUCGUUGUGUUUCGAUGCCAGUUCGGUCUCCUUCUGCUGCUCUGCUCUGCAAACAGGGUUAGCUUCAUGCUGUUAGCUCGUUAGCUUCAUGCUCUUAGCUAGAUAACUGCGGCAAGAUUCGUACUUUCCACUUGUCUGAAGCUCUUUAGAUCCCUCACCCCGUUGUAGUCCAGAGAGUUUCAGUCCCAGGACUUUGGAACAACAGACAGGGGAAAUUAAACAGCACAUUACUCACUGAGCCUCCAGCUAACAGCUCCGGUUAGCAACCUGCCCGUGUAGCUCCGUGGAGCUCUCUGGGCUGAGGGAACGAUACGUCUCUGAUUGUCCGAAUAGUCCAGUCACGUGACAUAAGAAACAAUGUCAUUGGCCAGAGCGCACAUUUUUGUGCCCCAAGAUUCACGUUUCAUCCGCCAAUGAGAAGCCGUCCUUGCCGAAACAACCGUGAAAUGUUUGCUCGCUUCCGCGCACACACGUUGGGCCGGAGCCCCGAAAAUGGGAAGGGGCUUCUCUCAGUGAUGAUGAGUGGCGAUAUAUUAUUAAUGUCACAUUUAACUUAAGUGGUUGUCGACAGGGGCUUACGGUCUCCCACACACAUUUAGCACGUCAACACGGUAUAUUUACUAUUUAAAUGAUUUGGUAUAUAAUGUUUUUUGACAGGA
Molecule: messenger RNA, 2523 nt
Organism: Pseudoliparis swirei
Lineage: Eukaryota; Metazoa; Chordata; Actinopteri; Perciformes; Liparidae
Gene: hnf4b
Product: hepatic nuclear factor 4, beta
Biological process (GO): anatomical structure development; regulation of transcription by RNA polymerase II; cell differentiation
Molecular function (GO): RNA polymerase II cis-regulatory region sequence-specific DNA binding; zinc ion binding; nuclear receptor activity
Source: RefSeq, a predicted model, not a curated record